GUCAAGCGUUUGGGAGGCCGUCAAAUGAGCAGUCUCAUUUCCUCGAUAGCAUGGGUGAAGCGCGGUGUGUCCACCCGCCAUCCCAGUAAAUAUGUGUUGGACGAGAGCGAGCUUGAGCGCGUGAGCGCACUCGCCCAGAUCGAGCUCGAGGAUGCACGGACAGAGCUGCAGCGCGCACAUGAAGCCGCAACAUCCAUGGGGAGGGGCGUUGAGCCGGAUGACGAUGAUGAUGUAACAGAGGGCGCGGGAGGAGAGGGCGAAUGGGUUGACGAGGAAGAUGAUUCCAUGGCGGUUGACCAAGAGCCUGGUGUAACAAACGGCAAAACUCGAGGCGAUGAUCUUGCCGAGUACAAUCUCGACGAUUAUGACGAGGACGAAACCAAAAUCGACGGGCCUUUCACCAAUAUCAAAGGUUUGACAUUCUAUAAGGAUAACGCAGAGGAUCCUUAUAUCACAUUGAAGGAGGGACGUCCAGAUGACGAAGAUGAAGAGCGUCAGGACCUUGAAGUCAUGCCCACCGACAAUCUCAUUGUCGCCGCCAAAACCGAAGACGAUAUAUCCCAGCUCGAGAUCUACAUCUACGACGAGUCCGAAGAAAACCUCUUCGUACACCACGACCUCAUGCUUCCCAACUUCCCCCUUUGCCUCGAGUGGCUUGACUUCCCGCCCGCCUCCUCCUCCACGACCGCACAAAAUGGCGCAGCUCGCGAGUUCGGGAGCUAUAUCGCCGUCGGCACGCUCGACCCCGAGAUCGAGAUCUGGUCGCUCGACGUCGUCGAGAGCAUGUAUCCCGACGCGGUGCUCGGACGCCCCGACAAGACCGCCGCGCACGUGCCGAUGCCCGCGGGCACAGGCAAGAAGAAGCGCAAGAAGGCGAAGCACCGGGCGACGGUAGACGAGCACCACGUCGACGCUGUGCUCGCACUCUCGUGGAAUCGCACGCAUCGGCAGCUGCUUGCGAGUGCGAGCGCGGAUCGGACUGUCAAGCUUUGGGACCUGAGCAGGGCGGCGCCUACGGAGGGUGAGGAUGCGGGGCGCGGGAUUGCAGCGAUACGGAGUUUCUCGGUGCACAAGGAUAAAGUGCAGGCGGUGCAGUGGAACCAACGGGAACCGACCGUGUUGCUCUCCGGGAGCUAUGACCGGACGGUUCGAUUAUUUGACUCCCGAGCGCCCGACGCUGGCGUCGGGGCUGUCUUGGGUGCAGAUGUGGAAGCCCUUCGAUGGGAUCCUUGGGAAAGUCACAGCUUCUAUGUUUCGCUGGAGAACGGUCACAUUCUCAACUUUGACGCACGGACAUUGCCAUCCGACCUGAAAUCGUCAUCCCCUGCUCGUUUCACUAUAUCUGCUCAUGAUGGUGCCGCGUCCGCGAUUGACAUUAACCCACACAUACGGGGUUGUAUCUGCACGGGAGGCACGGAUAAAGUGGUCAAGAUUUGGAAUGUCGACGAAGCAGCGAACGGAAAGCAGCAAGUCAGCCUCGUGACUUCACGGGACUUGGGAGUUGGCAAGAUCUUCUCUACGGUCUGGUCACCAGACGAUCCUCUCACUCUGGCUGCGGCCGGUUCGAAAGCAAUGAUGCAAAUCUGGGAUGUUGGAUCCAACUUUGGCGUGCGCAAGGCGUUCUCGAGUAAGCUCGCGGCUGCAGGUCGGGAGCUCAAAGAGAAGAAGGAGGGCAACGGCGGUCUGAUAGGGCUUGCCAACGAUGAGGAGGAUGAAAGCGACGAUGGCGACGGGGAUGGCGACGAGUGACGCAAUGAACCGCGUUUCCUAUCAAAAAUGUAGAUCAAGAAGUUGCCGCUUCUAUUGAUGAUGCAUGACCGAUUGCUACAGUAGAUAAGUAAGUGGCGCGAAGUAUAUGGCGGGUAUUCUACAUGAAAUCGUCUGGG
Coniophora puteana RWD-64-598 SS2 is the source of this 1886-nucleotide messenger RNA. RefSeq names its product WD40 repeat-like protein. Gene Ontology annotation, biological process: rRNA processing. Lineage: Eukaryota; Fungi; Basidiomycota; Agaricomycetes; Boletales; Coniophoraceae. Gene Ontology annotation, cellular component: nucleus. The transcript has 7 exons. Bases 25 to 1749 code for a protein of 574 amino acids. The record is from RefSeq and is a predicted model, not a curated record. Gene Ontology annotation, molecular function: protein binding.